GAGGCCUCAUUUGGUUGACAUGGGAAUUAAAUUCCCAUAGGAAUUUGCAUUUCAUAGGAUUUAUUUCCCUAAUUAAAUUCCUAGAAUUUCAUGAACUUGUUUGGUUGACAAUUUGGGAAUUCAAAAUUCCCAUGAAUUUGAAUUGACCAAAAGGGGGCUAGGUAAUUUACUUCUUUUAUUUUGUGGCCCAUGAAUUUUGAUUGACCAAAGGGGGGCUAGGUAAUUUACUUCUUUUAUUUUGUGGGAAGUUAAAAUUCCCAUGAAUUUCCACUUCCCCCUUUUUGCUUUUAUGUAUCAACCAAUCUUCUCAAUUUAUUAAAUCCCAUGAAUUUUCACUUCCUCCAUUUUAAAUUGUCAACCAAACAAAUCAAAUCUAACCCUAUAAUCUGAAAUAACACCUCUGGCAUAAAUUUCUAACACCCAUUACUUUACCAAUAUUGUCAAUCUAUAUAAUUAACACAAAGCAUCAAAUUAUCAAAAUAUGCCAUCUCCUUAAAUCCCUAAUGUCCCUAUACAUUAAAAAAAAAAAAAAAAAAAAAAAAAAAAAAAAAAAAAAAGGCAUGAUCGUGGACUAAAAAAAAAAAAGCACGGUCGUCAAUAGUCCACAUCAUCCAUCAACCACCAUCAUCAUCCUCGCUCCAUUCUCAUAAAAACGCCAAUUCAUCAAAUCCCAACUCAUUUAAAUUUCAAUAUUUCACAAUCAUAAACAUUCUUCCCAAAAAAAAAAAAUGUUGAUUUCUUCAAUCAAUUAUUGGCUAGUUCAUCACCCAAUCAUAACCAAUUUCGAAUGGAACCCUGAAAUUACUCAUUUCUCCUCACUCCAAUUCCUCAUUCUCACAACCCUCACUUACCUUUCUCUCACUUUCCUCCUUUCUCACUCCUCUCUCUCUCCUCUCCCACCACCCCUCCUCCGCUUCAUCUCCGCCGUCCAUAAUCUCAUCAUCCUCCUCCUCUCUUUAGUCAUGGCCGUUGGAUGUUCGCUCUCCACCUUAACCCAAAUGCCUUCACCCCACUGGAUCUUUUGCUUCCCCGCCAAUCAAACCCCGCCACGUGGACCCGUCUUUUUCUGGAGUUACAUCUUUUACCUCUCUAAAAUCGUUGAGUUUAUUGACACACUUUUGAUUAUUCUUAGUGGGAGUCUUGGACGGUUGUCGUUCCUCCACGUGUACCACCAUUCAACGGUUCUGAUUAUGUGCUACAUUUGGCUUGAAAGUUCUCAGUCGUUGUUUCCGGUUGCGUUGGUGACGAAUGCGAGUGUGCAUACUGUGAUGUAUGGGUAUUAUCUGAUGUGUACGUUUGGGAUUCGUCCGUCAUGGAAGAGAUUGGUCACCAACUGUCAGAUUGUUCAGUUUGUGUUUAGUUUUUUGGUUUCUGGGGUUAUGUUGUUUAUUCAUUUUACGAGAUAUCCUUGCUCUGGGAUUUUGGGUUGGUGCUUCAACGCUGCGUUUAAUGUUUCUCUUUUGUAUUUGUUUAUUGAUUUUCAUUCUAAGAAUUACAACAAGAAAAAACAAUUGAAUAUGGUAGGAGAUAAGGAUAAGGUUUUGUGAUUUUUUUUUUCUUUUGCCCGAAUGUAAUUGCGAAUUAGACUUGUGGAGCCUUUUUCUUGUUUAAAC
Molecule: messenger RNA, 1613 nt
Organism: Chenopodium quinoa (quinoa)
Lineage: Eukaryota; Viridiplantae; Streptophyta; Magnoliopsida; Caryophyllales; Amaranthaceae
Product: elongation of fatty acids protein 3-like
Exons: 1
Coding region: 729-1547 (272 amino acids)
Biological process (GO): fatty acid elongation, saturated fatty acid; sphingolipid biosynthetic process; fatty acid elongation, polyunsaturated fatty acid
Cellular component (GO): endoplasmic reticulum membrane
Molecular function (GO): fatty acid elongase activity
Source: RefSeq, a predicted model, not a curated record